Molecule: messenger RNA, 1983 nt
Organism: Thyridium curvatum
Lineage: Eukaryota; Fungi; Ascomycota; Sordariomycetes; Thyridiales; Thyridiaceae
Exons: 2
Coding region: 1-1983 (660 amino acids)
Biological process (GO): lipid metabolic process
Source: RefSeq, a predicted model, not a curated record
AUGGGAUUCUUCAGCCGCUCCAAGAAACCCCAACAGUCUCAACCGGGAGGACCACCACCGCCUCCCAAUGCCGCCGGAUUCCUGCCUCCUCUGGGCCCUCAUAGUCUCGGCCUCGUCCUCGGCUCUCCUGCCCCACCACCGCUCCCUCCGCACCCAGCGGCAAACUACCCGCAAGCAUCAUCAUGGCAAAAUACAGCGCCACCGCCGCCGCCGCCGCCGCCGAUCAUCGUGAACCAGCACCACCACUUCGGGCCCGCACCCGUGCUACCCCCGCGGCAGCCCGUCGGCCCGUACGCCUGCGCCGCCUCGGCCGCCGCGAGCAAGCUCAAGCUCGGGCCCAUGGUCAACCUCGCCAACGAGGUGCUCGACGAGAGCCUCUCGCGCUGCCAGGGCUACGGCUCGCAGGUGCUCGGCCAGAGCAACGCCGUGGUCGACGACAUCUCGGCCAGCCUCAGCGACGUGCUGACCAUGAUCGACUGCGACCGGCUCCGCGGCAACGAGCAGGCCCUGUUCGUCUACCAGACCCCCUCGCCGCUGCAGCAGCCAAUGUUGCAGCACGCGCCGCCGCUGCCCGGGCCCGAAAUGACGAUGAUGACGACGUUCGACCGCUCCCUCGGUUUUGGUAAUAGCAGCAAGAAGGACAAGAAGGACCGGCAGAGGGAGCAUCCCACCCCGAAGGGCAACCAGACGUGCAGCGCCGUCUCAUCAAGCAACUACUUCUCCAAGGUCGACCUCUACGCCAACUCCAGACUCCCGCUAAACCUCCCUCCCCUCAAGCUCUACAUGCCCACCUACCCCCUCCUCUGCCUGGCAGCCCAGUACUCAGAGAGCGUCUACUCCCAGCCCCGCGGCCCCCACGAGCGCGCCGCCCACGUCUCCUCCUCCUGGCGCACCGGCACCAAGGCCAUGGUCAUAAAGUCCCUGGCCCAGGACGACAUGAACACCAUCGUCUUCGCCAUCAGGGGCACGACCUCCUUCGCCGACUGGGCCGUCAACCUCAACAUGGCGCCGACCUCGCCGAGGGGCUUCCUCGACGACGAGGGCAACCUCUGCCACGCGGGCUUCCUCUCCGUCGCGCGCAAGUCCGUCGCGCCCGUCGCCGCCCGCCUCCGGCAGCUGCUGCAGGAGGACCCCGGGCGCGCCGCCUGCUCCCUGCUCAUCACGGGCCACUCGGCGGGCGGCGCCGUCGCCGCGCUGCUCUACAGCCACAUGCUCUCCGCCUCCGCCGCCACAGAGUCGGAGCUCAGCGUCCUGACGGGCUGCUUCCGGCGCGUGCACUGCGUCACCUUUGGCGCGCCGCCCGUGUCGCUCCUGCCGCUGCGGACGCCCCCCGGCCGCCCGGAGCUGCGGAAGAGCCUGUUCCUGUCCUUUGUCAACGAGGGGGACCCCGUGUGCCGCGCCGACAAGGCGUACGUGCGGUCCCUGCUCGACCUGUUCGCCGCGCCGGCGCCGUCGUCCGCCGUGCCGAACCCGGGGGGUCAGAAGAGCGCCGUGCAGGCCGGCGCGCUGUCGGCGCUGGCGACGCUGGCCGAGCCGGGUGCGGCGGCGGCGGGGAACAAGCAGGCGCGCAAGUCCAAGUCCAAGGCCUCGAUUGCGUCAACCACCACCAGCAACAGCACCACCAGCAGCACCAAGCACAAGAAGCAACGCAAGACUGCCACCACCUCGGCCGGCGCACCCCCGCCGCUUCCCAAGCCCGUCUGGCCCGUGCCCGAGAGCGUCCUUAGCAACGCAGGCCGCAUCGUCGUCCUGCGGUCCGGCGCCGACCCCAAAAAGUCCCGGGCCGGAGCUCCGGGAACGCCGCAGGGCAGGAAGACGGUCGAGGAGCGGCUGGACGAGGGCGUCGUGGCGCAGGUCGCCACGGACGAGCAGCUGCGGUCCGUGAUCUGGGGCGACCCCGUGUGCCACGUCAUGAGGCUGUACGCGGGCCGCAUCGAGACGCUGGCCGUCGGCGCCGUGACGGCGCAGAGCAGUCGUGGGUGA